AUGGAUACUUACAGUGUUUACUUCAAAGAAACGACGCCUGAUAACUAUCACUUCCUGGGUUUUUACCAAUACCGCAGUAAACAAGAAGAUUUUACAUUCUCCUUUCAAAGGGAAACUGACAAACUUUGGAAGGAUUUAGUUAUAUUGGAAAUUGGCCCAGGAGGGAUCAAAAAGGGUGCUAUCAGGCUGAAGCAAAAGUUCAAGGUAAUUAUUGUCGCAGCUGAUGUUGAAAAAGCAGUAUGGGAGACUUCCAGUAGUCCCGAGAAGGG
This is a messenger RNA of Paraglomus brasilianum, 269 nucleotides long. NCBI's taxonomy places the organism in Eukaryota, Fungi, Glomeromycota, Glomeromycetes, Paraglomerales, Paraglomeraceae. The record is from the annotation of a GenBank genome assembly.